CCACCCACAUGUUAAAGGGAUCAGUCUCCAUGUGCAGCUCUUUUAAUUUAUUCAUUCAUUGCAGUGUUUAGCCAAGAAAAACUUGCUUCUCUCGUGCUCUCUUUUGUUCUUUUCCCCCUUCAUAAAGACAAUCACCCAUCCUCUUUAAUGAUUUUGUCUCCUCAUCCUUUUCUUUUACCUCAAUUUCUUUCCUUUUUUCCAUUUACAUUUUCCUGCAAAAACAACAAAUAAACAGAUGCAUUUUGACUUUUUAAUAUCAAACCAGCUUAAAAAGAUUGAAAAAUGGUACCAGAAGGUUUGAGAUCAAAAGUAAAAAAUGGUUUAUCCCCAACUGUUGGAUCUUGAUCUAGCAUCAUUGGCUGAUGAUGAUGAGUGGUGUUGUUGUUGCCAUUUUCUCAGUACUUUAAAGUACAACACUGUCCUUUGCCUUUUGGUUCCAUCAUCCCAUGUGGCUUUAAUAUAAUUUAACCCAUCUGAAGAGAGAGAGAGAGAGAGAGAGAGAGAGAGAGAGACUGUCUGCUGUGUGUGAAUAACUCAAAGCUACAUGAUGGGUAUUAAUAAAAUGGUGCAUUUGUUGGCUUAGUGUUGACUUUAUUUCUGCAAUAUCUAACAAGAUGGGAAGUGUGGAUAGUUUCUCUUCAGUUGAUGAGUACAGAUUUGAUGCCAAAUGGUUGAUUGAUCCUCAACAUCUUUUUGUUGGCCCAAGAAUUGGAGAAGGAGCUCAUGCCAAGGUCUAUGAAGGAAAAUAUAAAAACCAGAAUGUUGCCAUUAAAAUCGUCCACAGAGGUGACACACCCGAAGAAAUUGCUAAAAGAGAAUCGCGGUUCAUGAGAGAGGUUGCUACCUGGUCUAGAGUCCAACACAAGAACCUGGCAAAGUUCAUAGGGGCCUGUAAAGUGCCUAUGAUGGUUAUCGUUACUGAGAUUCUAACAGGAGGAUCUUUACGUAAAUAUAUGCUAAACAAACGGCCAGGUAGCUUGGACAUGCAUGUUGCUAUAGGUUUUGCACUCGAUAUUGCUCGUGCGAUGGAGUGUCUGCACUCUCAUGGGAUCAUUCAUCGAGAUCUAAAGCCUGAAAACUUGGUCUUGACAAAAGACCAAAGAACACUUAAACUUGUAGAUUUCGGAUUAGCAAGAGAAGAGUCAGUAACAGAGAUGAUGACAGCUGAAACAGGAACGUAUCGUUGGAUGGCUCCAGAGUUAUAUAGUACAGUCACACUAAGGCAAGGAGAGAAGAAGCAUUACAACCAGAAAGUAGAUGCUUAUAGCUUUGCCAUUGUACUGUGGGAACUUCUGCACAAUAAAAUGCCAUUUGAGGGUAUGUCGAACCUACAGGCUGCAUAUGCUGCAGCUUUUAAGAAUGUGAGGCCAAGCUUGGAAAAUCUACCAGAAGAUUUAGCAAUAAUUCUGAGUUCAUGUUGGAUGGAGGAUCCAGAUGCUCGACCAAACUUCAGCCAGAUCAUACAAAUGCUGCUACAUUAUUUUUCCACGAUUUUGCCGUCAAAAUCUAUGAUCCCUUCUCGGCUUUUCACAGAUGAAAAUGCUCCAAUGUCCCCAGACUCUCCAGGUACAAGCGCUUUGAUGGCAGUGUGCAAUUAUACAGGAGAUACUCCAAGAGGUGAAAUGGAAAACAAGCCAAAAGGUUUCUUUUUCUGCUUCAAUCAGUGCUAUUGA
Molecule: messenger RNA, 1673 nt
Organism: Cynara cardunculus var. scolymus (artichoke)
Lineage: Eukaryota; Viridiplantae; Streptophyta; Magnoliopsida; Asterales; Asteraceae
Product: serine/threonine-protein kinase STY13-like
Exons: 6
Coding region: 615-1673 (352 amino acids)
Biological process (GO): protein phosphorylation
Molecular function (GO): ATP binding; protein kinase activity
Source: RefSeq, a predicted model, not a curated record